Messenger RNA from Acanthosepion pharaonis, 1500 nucleotides. NCBI's taxonomy places the organism in Eukaryota, Metazoa, Mollusca, Cephalopoda, Sepiida, Sepiidae. The record is from the annotation of a GenBank genome assembly.
AUGGGAAAUCUUUCUUCUCGAGCCCGUCGAAGACGUCCAACUGAGGAAAAGUCCGUUUCGGGACUUUUGUCACUCGAAGACCUAGAAACUAAAGGUUAUGACAUAGAAAACUUGGUUUUCGCCAAUUGCGGUGCCGAAGGCUUCUCCUAUGCGGGGUCCAUGAGAGUUCUUGAAAAACUGUGUCUCCUGGAACGAGUGAAACGUUUUUCCGGCGUUGGCACUGGUGCUAUUGUUGCUACACUUCUCGCAAUCGGUUUGGAUUCUAAAGAACUCCAGGUUGCUUUCAACGAACACUUACAAAACGUACAGAAUGACGACGAAUUGGGAUACGAGAGUUUCGCAACGAAUUAUACGGAACAUUACGGAUGGAACUAUGGCAACCAUUUCUUCGACUGGUUUGACGAGCUUCUCGAAUCUAAGUGCUUCGAUAAGGAACUGACUUUCUUACAGUUUUACGAUAAGACCGACAAGGAACUAUGCCUUCUUGUUACCAAUGUUAAUAAAUUAAAACUAGAAUACUGUCAUCCAAAAACAACUCCAGAUUUGCCUAUUAAACAAGCCCUCUUUAUGGCGAUCUCUACACCGGGUGUUUUUGCUCCAACGAAAUAUGGAUCAGCUAACGAUGUGAGCUUGUAUGUGACCGGCGCCCUGACUUGCAGUUAUCCGGUUCAUUCUUUCGACGGCUGGUUUCUGUCUAUGGAUUCCGAUGACUCGUUCUUGAAUAAACUGGAAUCACCAGAGAUGUUCUACAUGCCACAGGUCUUUGACAACCGAAGCCCAAAGACACUUGGAUUUUUCCCACUUGACAAACAAAAAGAAUCUUCACACGUGGAACUAGUUGAGCGAUUAGCAUCGGCCAAUGCCGACUUAAAAACCCCUCGAACAACACUGGGUCUCAAAUACAAAUGCGCUUGUCAAAAUCGGGCCACACUUGCGCAUAAGUUUUCCCAAUUAAAAAAAGCUUGUUCAACGUUGCUCCUCUUGGCGGAAGACCUUCAAGAUGACCAAGGCAACAUCCCCUUGAAUUCAUUCGCUGACAAAGUAUUCUGCGACAAGUCCUUUACUAAAUCUGACCGCCUCCUCUUCCCAGAGAUCGGCCGAAGACCCCAGGACUUGAACGCCUUCCUUCUCACUCUAGCCGACGAGGAAAAUAGCAUAUCGCAACUACGUUUGAAGUUGUUUAUUCAAUCAAAAUUAUUGACUUUAUUGAAUCAAUACUCUUCUUAUUACAAAACCGACAUCAACAAUCUGCGGUCUUACUUUGAGACGGUCUUCGAUACCACUGCUUUUUCUACAAUCGAGCUGUCCAAACUCGAUUACGAUCGUACUGUCGGUAUUGUGUGCCGACAUGUUGGCCCGCAAGACGUCGAUUUCGAAGACGACGAUCAGAGCUUCCUCUAUCGACAAGGCUGGAAUGCAACUGUAUGUUAUUUUAGAAACCUCUUAAAACCGACCGAUGACAGCUCGGGAAUUAAGAGCGAAUCUGUUAACGCUGAUUAA